AUAACUGUCUUUUUUUAGACGUUGGGGGCGGCAUUUAUCAAAAUAUUUCUUGCUGAUGAUUGAACCAGUGUGUUGUGUUGCUGACAGACGGAGGGAAAAAGUACACCAGAAUAUCAAAAUGGAUCUCAGCUGGAAAGUCAAAGAUGUUCAGAUGCGAGCAGUCAUCAAUCAAAAGUUGAUUGAAACCGGGGAGAAAGAAAGGUUGAAAGAACUUCUACGGAACAAGCUUAUAGAGUGCGGUUGGCGGGACCAGUUGAAGGCACAUUGUAAAGAUGUUGUCAGAAGGAAAGGUAUAGAACACGUGACAGUUGAUGACCUAGUGGCGGAGUUAACACCAAAAGGAAGAGAGCUAGUCCCCGAUGACGUGAAGAAGGAGCUCCUGCAGAGAAUAAAAGCAUUCCUGGCCCAGCAGGCCAGCAUUUGAUGAUUGACCAAUCAGAAUAGGAAGUACCAACUCAUGCAUCAAUCAGGCAUGCAACUGAGAAUUGAGAAAAAAACGAGGAAACUCCAAACCACACAAGACUUUGUACAGUAUUUUUCAAUUUGUAAUGGCAUUCAUGAGAAGUAAACAAACAAGGAAAAUCAGCAGAUCUGAGGAAAGUUGCAUGCCUGAUUAAUUAGGGACACGUCGACGGGAUCUACACUUGUUGCACAUUUAAAACUGUCCUGUUGUGUCAGUGGAUAGAUUUCCCACUGAAGGUCAAAAUAAUUUUCCUAGUUACCACUGGGUCUGUGGGCUUAGUAAACUACUUUACAUUGUUAAGCAAAGGGCCGUACGUAGUUAUGCAAGUCUGGGUCAGCAGAGAUAUCAAACUUGAUAGACCCACUGAAGCUAUGGUAGUAUUGAAAACGAAGACCCCUAAAACGAAGACCAAAGACCAAAGACCCACUCGAAAACAAAGAACCACUCGAAAACAAAGACCCUCUUGAAAACAAAGACCCACUCAAAAACGAAGACCCACUCGAAAAUGAAGACCUACAUUUUCGAGUGGGUCUUCAGUCUUUGUUUUAGGGGUCUUCGUUUUCGAUACUACCCUGAAGCCAUCUGCCUUUGACUGAUCCAGCUCUUGUAUCAGGGAAUCUCAACUAAAAGACAUUGGCAUUUUGCACACUCUGCAAAGCAUGCAUUACAUGUAUUCAGUAGGGAAACAGCCAUUAGCAAUUGUAUUACAUUGUAUUUAUUCCUCGAAUCUACUAAACCAUAGUGCUGGGGCGGUACAGGGAUCAGUGGGUUAAAAUAACACGUGCACUUGACCGAACAGGUGUCGGAUCAGGUGUCAGGGAGUGUGCAGACCAGUCAGUCCUUAACAACUGCAAACUAAUUGACCUGUCGCCGUUUGCGAGUUAGCCACGCCCCUUAGAUAACCCUAUGGAAUUUUUGUACACCAAAUUGUGUUUGUCUCAGAUGUUGCGCGUUCCGCAACCAUUUGUAUAUCAUGUAAUUGGACAAUAUUUCACAAGCUGCGCUGACGCGAUUCUAGAGUGAUUGGUCAAUUCAGUCUGAAGACUUGUUAUUGGAAACUUGCCCUCAAGGAAAGUGUGUGCUGUAAUAUGGAUCCAUUUGUAAACCUUCAGUAAAACCAUAUUUUUUUACAAUCAUACUAUUUCACUCCCGAUCUUUGUCGUUUAAAGAAUUCUAAAUAAGAAAACUUUGUGUUUUGUGUGAACGUCCCACUAGUUGUUCAGUCAUUAUUUUUCGUCCUGGCAAAAAUGCCAGGUGGGGCCGACAGUUCAAUAUGUCUGAACAGGUAUUUUUCUGCAAGAACCAUUCCGUACUGUAAGAGUCAGUACUCCUAUUUGUAAAUACUCGUUGCAUUUUACAAUUGACAAUUCAUUAUUUGUUCAUUAAAAAAGCUGCACUCAAAUCAUUGAAAUGUA
Messenger RNA from Patiria miniata (bat star), 1878 nucleotides. RefSeq names its product transcription and mRNA export factor ENY2-like. The record is from RefSeq and is a predicted model, not a curated record. Lineage: Eukaryota; Metazoa; Echinodermata; Asteroidea; Valvatida; Asterinidae. The coding region runs from base 56 to 424 and encodes 122 amino acids. Gene Ontology annotation, cellular component: SAGA complex; nuclear pore; DUBm complex. Gene Ontology annotation, molecular function: chromatin binding; transcription coactivator activity. The transcript is spliced from 5 exons. Gene Ontology annotation, biological process: poly(A)+ mRNA export from nucleus; regulation of transcription by RNA polymerase II; positive regulation of DNA-templated transcription.